UAGCACAAACCCUGAGGUGUGACUGCAGCCCCUACCGUAUAUUACUCUCAAGUCUCAAAGAGCAGUCAGUUCUCGGUGUGUCCAUUUCACGUCUUGACCCUGCAGCACGUCACACAGGCAUCAUGGCGAAGAUGGUCGUGCAGCAACCUCAGCCUGUCAUGAUGGCAACUGUGCCACACUCCAAUCAGUGGAGCUCAGGAAUCUGUGACUGCUGUGAAAAUGUAGCUGACUGUUGUUUCGCCUUUUGGUGUUUCCCCUGUUUCGCCUGCAGUACGGCGAAGAAAUUUGGCGAAUGUUUGUGCUUACCGAUGCUUGAUGGUUAUGGCUUAAUUCCCCCAAUUACCCUGGGCAUGAGGGCAACACUGCGCGAGCGCUAUGGCAUUGAGGGAUCCAUGUGUAAUGACUGUCUCUAUUCAUUCUUCUGCCUUCCCUGCGUUUGGUGCCAAAUGUCACGAGAGAUGAAAGUACGCGGUCAAUCCAUCACAUUUAUAAAUUCUCGAGCAAGAUGAAGACUUAACAUUAAGAUACAAAAUAAAACACAACAAUACUGUGGGUUCAAUCGUUCACGAGAAAGCAAAUGGCUCUACAUGUUGAAAUGUAUUGUAUAGUUCAUGCUGUUAUUAUCUGGUCUAAACGCUAGAGGGAGCUGUUUGCACAAUAAUGCUUCAUAAGUUAACUAUAAACUGCAAUCGUGUGUUUGUGGAUUUAAUACCAGUUGUGUGGAGGAGGAAAUCUGUGGUGGAGGAAAUCUGUGGUGGAGGAAAUCUGUGGUGGAGGAAAUCUGACUGUUGAAAUAAUCAAGGUUUCAAUGCUCGAAUUUUACUCGUGUCAAAUAAAUAAUUACUCCCGCUUGGAUUGAUUGUUUGAUUGAUUGAUUGAUUGAUUGAUUGAUUGAUUGAUUGAUUGAUUGAUUGAUUGAUUGAUUGAUUGAUUGAUUGACACUGUAAAUACUGUACAUUUUGCAUUAGUUGUAAGGACUGUAAUACCUUAAUACAAAUAAUAUCACAGUAGAAAUGAUCAUACAUGACUUCUAGAGCUUAUAGAGAAUGGAUGGCUUUUAUUUUAUAUGUGAUCAUGUGUAAUAAUUAUGCUAUUGACUCUAGCACUAAGCUACACUCGUUCAUCGUAUCUUAUCCGCAUAAAAUGGAUAAAAGUGCAGAAUCAGGCUCAAGUUUAUUGAGUAUACAAUAGGUAAGAAAGCCAUGGAUUACACCUGUCUGGGUAUUUUUGGUUUGUUUGUUUGUUUUAUGGUGUGUUAUUUUGUUUUUGUUUUUGUUAUUACAAUUAUUUCAUCAUUUUCAAUACAGCUGACUUUAAAAAACUAUUCAUAAAGAAGGACAGAUCAGAAAUCAUCUCCUUUGAACAUUUCCAUAUCACUGUUCAUCAGCCAUAGACACAUCUCAUUUCAUUUUAUUUCAUUACAUUUGUAUAGCACUUUUAACAAUGGAUUUUGUCUCAAAGCAGCUUAACAAAAAGUUUCAUAUUAUACAAAGAU
Molecule: messenger RNA, 1495 nt
Organism: Tachysurus fulvidraco (yellow catfish)
Lineage: Eukaryota; Metazoa; Chordata; Actinopteri; Siluriformes; Bagridae
Product: cornifelin homolog B-like
Exons: 4
Coding region: 123-509 (128 amino acids)
Source: RefSeq, a predicted model, not a curated record